CUCCCCUUCUCACUGGCCAGCAUGCAAACGUGAUGGCAGGAGCUGGAGCAGCCACCUUAAAACCCAGAGACAAAUAGUGACAUAUUGACAAUGGCAGAGAUACUCCACCAGCCCAGGACUGCCCGUCUUUGGACUACUGUCAGAACUGGCCCAAGGCGGUUCCCCCUUCUCCGCUGGGCACCCUCACAGAGCCAGCCUCUGGGGAAGAAACUAAUUGCGUGGACUCCUCCUUCAGUGUGACCUCCUGAGGGAAACAGACCUGCAGAAGUAACUACCCAGGCAGAGCCCUGCGAUUCCUUCCAAGACAGGCCUGCCCUGGUUUUUUCAUGAUGUCAUCCAUUCAUCAUUGUGAGCUGAUUGGCGGUCCCAGGCCUUGGCCAGCUGCCCGGGGCCAGGAGGGAAGAGAGAGAUACCAGGCCAAACUUGCAGCAGGCCCCUGAGCAUGUGCGGAAAUGUUGUCAUCAGUUCCACAGAGAAAGACUCGGUGGAAAUCAAAGAAGACAGUAAAAGUCACAAGAUCUUUUCCAACAUUCCCUUCCCUGAAUGCCUGGGAAGAAGUCAGGGGCCUCUUAUCUGUGGAUGGGGAGCCGAACCCUGGAGUGGGCUUGGGUGUGGAGGAGGGACUUCUCUGCCAGAUGCUUCGUUCUCCAGAAUUCAACCUGUUUCCUGACUCAGUGGUGUUUGAAAGCAACUUUGUCCAGGUCAGAAAGGGCAGGAACUGGAUAGACAUCUACAAACCCUCCAACACCAUGGCCCUUGGGGUAACCUCCUCCGUGCCCUGCCUGCCCCUUCCCAAUAUCCUCCUCAUGGCUAGUGUCAAAUGGCACCAGGGACAGAGCCAGACAUGGAACAGACCAUCUACGGCUCCAAACAUCAAGCUGAAGAGGAUCCUCCCACUGAAGUUCGUGGAGUUCCAGGUCUGUGACCGGCUUCAACGCAUCUUGCGAUUGAGGACAGUCACUGAGAAGAUCUACUACCUGAGGCUCCACCAGGACCAUCCUGAGACUGUCUUCCACUUCUGGAUCCGGCUGGUGCAAAUUCUGCAUACGGGGCUGUCCAUUACCACCAAGGACCCAAGGAUCCUUUUCACUCACUGUCUGGUACCCAGGAUCAGCUGCAGCCCCUCGGGAGACACUCACUCAGUACAGAAGAAACCCCAAGUCUCUCAGCCCAGCGAGAGCCUCAUGCAGCUGAUGGCCAAGGGGGAGAGUGAGGCGCUCUCUCAGAUUUUUGCUGACUUGCACCAGCACAAUGAGUUCAGAAAUGGCUGGAGUUCCAGGAGCAGCAAAAAGACACAGACCAAAAGGGACAGCUCAGGCUUAAGUCUCAUUUCUUCAACCAAUAUUCAUUCUUCUCAUGCCUCUGAGUUAUCUGCAGUGGCAAGCCCAGGAUUAGGAACGCAAAGGGAGCUCGAGAAAUAUCCACGCACCACACCACUAAUAAAUUAUUCCUCCAAACUGGUUCAGGAGGCAGCCAGAAUAUCGUAUUAUAUUUAGGAAUUUAGAGGAAUGCGUAGAUCUCAAAGAAGCUCUGCCGACUUUCAUCCAGUCCAGGGAUUGCAACUCAAAUGUCUGCAGGUGCUAUGAAUGGGUAGGGAGUCUAGGUGUCCUGUAAGAAAUGGCUGACUUUUCUCUCCACUCCAUUGUGAGUUACACCCCAGCUGGACUGACCCUUGGUUUCAGCACUGAGGAGGGAGUAGGAGGUGAUGGGGAGGGUAGCAUCAAGAAAGUGAAGGUUUCCAUGAAGCCUUCAGUAUUCACCAUGGUGGAACACAAGCCUGGUAUUGCCAGAUACUCUGAUUUCUCCACAAAAGCCAAAAAUCUGGAUUCUUACGUAACACAGCCCCUCCCCCAUAAAAACUAAAACACAGUCCAGGCUGAUACUUAGUGGGCAAACACAACAUAUCUGGAGAGCGAAUUCAGCCUGGAGGCUGCCGGGUCAUCCAGUCCCUGCUCUAAAUGGUGGGUAGAGUUGACCCGGGUCCAUAUUCCCCCAAGCCUGAGAAUGCAUUCUCAUGUCAUGUGAGCGAUGAUACAAUGAUGAUGCAUUAGUGUUUUCACACAAACAUUCCAUCACACACACACACUCAAAACAUACUCCAUGAGAUUAUGGUUGAAGAAGACAGAAUAAGUCACACUUAUUUCUAGGACUUGAGAGAACAGCUGGAAUUUCAGAAUCAUGAGGUAUGUGUUGUCACGGGAACUACGACGCCCAUGCUGUCCUAAGGCUGAUUUCAAUGAAUCAUCCUAGGAUGUCCCCAGGACCCUUUACUUUCCUUGGAACUGAAGGAACCCUUUUUCAACUCUUUGGUCCAUAUAGUAUACCCUUUGAGUUUGGAAGGACAAUUAUACCCCAGCCUCUGGGAACUUCUGGAUGAAAAGAAAGAGAGAGCUACCUUUGGAAAAACCAGUGUCCCAAGGCUUACCUGUGUGGCUGAACCUUUCAACUCCCCCAUCAGUGGGUAGUGCGGCCCCACUGCAGUGCUUCCUAAACUAUAGUGUGCAAGCAGCCCCCAGGAGAUCUCGUUAAAAUGCAGAUUUUAAGACAGUAUUGUGCGUUUCUAACAUGAUUCCAGGUUAUGCCAAAGCUGUUGGGCGGCAAGCCACCUUUAUGGUAGCUGAAGCCAAGUGGACUGAGAACAGGCUCAGGCUGAAGGGCAUCUGGGUUCAAGGCCAUUGCCAGUUCAGCUAGCUGAAUCUCCUUGGGAAGUUCACUC
Lutra lutra (Eurasian river otter) is the source of this 2716-nucleotide messenger RNA. It is a transcript of the gene GARIN1B, whose product is annotated as golgi associated RAB2 interactor 1B. The transcript has 8 exons. Bases 453 to 1496 code for a protein of 347 amino acids. The record is from RefSeq and is a predicted model, not a curated record. Lineage: Eukaryota; Metazoa; Chordata; Mammalia; Carnivora; Mustelidae. Gene Ontology annotation, cellular component: nucleus.